Messenger RNA from Acaulospora morrowiae, 536 nucleotides. NCBI's taxonomy places the organism in Eukaryota, Fungi, Glomeromycota, Glomeromycetes, Diversisporales, Acaulosporaceae. The record is from the annotation of a GenBank genome assembly.
AUGUCGAAAGAUCUUGUUUCCGAAAUACUCGAAGACCAUAAAAUUAUCAAUAAGCUUUGGACACGUUACGAGUCCGAAUCAGACAAUAACGAACGUCAGAAAAUUGCAAACACAAUUAUUCGAGAGAUCUCCGUCCAUUCUGUUUGCGAAGAAAUUAACUUCUACCCGUUGCUCGAAAAACAUCUUCAAAAUGGGUCGGAGAUGGCUGAUCAUUCUCGUGACGAACAUCUUCAAGUCAAAAAAGAUCUUGCAAAAUUGGAUAGCAUGAAGAUCACUGACGAAGGCUAUACGCUUCUUAUCAAGAAAGUCAUGAAUGAACUUAUGUCUCAUAUUGAAGAAGAAGAAAAGGAUAUCCUUCCUAAAUUCAAAGAAAAUGUUUCCGCUGAAAUUCUCAAUGAUGGUGGCGAAAAAUAUGUAUCCACGCGUAAGGUUGCUCCUACUCAUCCUCAUCCUCAUGCUCCUGAUAAGCCUCCAGCUGAAACUGCCGCGGGAAUGGCAGCCUUGCCUGUUGACAAAACUCGUGACUUAGCUCGAGA